AUGUCAGCUACGUCGACGGAAUUGCCCCACAGUUCUCCAACGUCUCCCUUUGGCGGAUAUAAACCUCCAACAAACACUCGAGUGGCCAGAUACCAAAUAGCCAUCUCGUUACUUCUUGGGCUGUUUGCUAUUGUGUGUUUCUCCAUACUCAGAAAGACAUAUCCCAAACUAUACAACAAUCAGAACCAGAGCGUCUCAAUUGGGAACCAGAAGAGCAUAUUAGGAUGGAUCACCAGCGUGCUUCGAAUACGUGAUGACCAGGUGUUGCAACACUCGGGUCUCGACUCAUAUGUCUUUCUACGGUUUUUCAAGAUGGCAAUCUACAUGCUACUCACGUGUUUGAUGUUUGCCGUAACCAUUAUCUCGCCCUUAAGAUAUAAACUAACCGGUAGAUUCGAUGGAGACGGUGGCGAUGAUGAUAACAACAAUAAUGAUUCUAAUUUCGAUGAUCCCUUGAUCUUGGCCUUGUACACUGGAUUCACAUACAUAUUCACAUUUGUGAUUCUUAAAUGGUUGAUGAAUUUCACCCAAGAUAUAAUACGAGUGCGUCAAGAUUAUUUGGGAAACCAAAACUCUAUCACUGAUAGAACCGUAAAGCUAACGGGGAUCCCUCCUGUUCUUCGAGACGAGAUCAAUCUUAAACGGAAUAUCGAUAAUUUGAACAUUGGUGAACUUGAAAGUGUGGUGAUCGUUAGAGAAUGGAACGACCUCAACAACUUGUACAGAUUAAGAGAGAAAAUAAAAAAGAAGUUAGAAUCUUAUUGGGUCAUGUAUUUUGAUAAAAAUGAUCUAGAUAUUCAAGAUUUGCUUCAACGAAAUAUCUCGACCGAAUCAACAAUGAUGUCGACUGAUGAAUUGAUCCGUUUGGAAGAUUCAAGUCAUGUUUGGGACGAUCCAAAUUCCGAUACGGCUUCCACCACAGCGUCGUUGGCCACAGUGGCAGAAGCAACAGCAGCGGAACUGAGCCCAAACGAUGGUGGCCAUCAAUAUCGUCCUAAAAUACAUAAAGGACUAUUCGGUUUAUUUGGACCCCCAGUUGAUGCUAUAAACUAUUAUUCAGAUCAAUUGAGUGUGGUGGACAAAGAAAUCUUAAAAGCCAGAACCAGAACGUACAAUCCAACUUCAACUGCUUUCAUAACUAUGGCAACAGUGGCACAAGCUCAGAUGCUUGGACAAACGGUUCUCGAUCCCAAAGUAGACCAUUUGAUAACUACUUUGGCCCCAGCACCUCAUGAUAUCAUUUGGGAGAAUUUAUGUCUCACCAGAAAGGAACGGAGAUACCGGUCAAUUGCCGUAACUGCCUUCAUUGGAUUUAUCAGUGUAGUCAUGAUUUAUCCGGUCAGAUACAUUGCUAGCAUGUUAAAUUUGAAGACCAUUUCCAAGUUAUGGCCUCAAUUAGGUCAUUUCCUUAAAUCACAUAAAUGGGCUGCCAAUGUCGUGGUCGGGCUUUUACCAACUUAUUUGUUCACUCUUUUAAACAUCAUAGUACCCUUCUUUUACGUUUGGAUAUCGUCAAAACAAGGGUUUACUUCACAUGGAGGUGAAGAAUUGGCUUCUGUUUCCAAGAACUUCUUUUAUAUCUUUGUCAACUUAUUCUUGGUGUUUACGGUUUUCGGUACAUUGGAAGAUACCACCACCACGAAAAUUGCCUAUGAUUUGGCUAAGCUGUUAAAGGACUUGUCGUUGUUUUAUGUGGAUUUGAUUGUUUUGCAAGGUCUUGGAAUGUUCCCCUAUAAGUUGUUAUUAUUAGGGAACCUAAUGCAAUUUCAAGUAAGACAAUUAUUCUAUUGCAAAACUCCAAGAGAUUAUAUUAAUCUCUAUGAAACUCCAGUGUUCAAUUUUGGGUUACAACUACCACAACCAAUCUUGAUUUUGAUUAUAACCAUCACCUAUUCCAUCAUGUCUACACGGAUCCUAACAGCAGGACUCCUUUACUUCAUCAUGGGGUAUCUUGUGUACAAGUAUCAGCUCAUGUAUGCGUGUGUUCAUCCUCCUCAUUCCACGGGGAAAGUAUGGUCUAUAAUCUUUAGAAGAAUCAUUUUAGGGUUAUGCAUUUUCCAAUUGACUAUGGUUGGAGUGUUGGUACUUCUUUCUGCAUACAAAACUGCUUGUUUCAUAGCACCGUUGCCAUUGAUAGUAUUCAUGGUUUGGCACAAUUAUGAGCAGAAAUACAUCCCUUUGGUCAGUUACAUUGCACUUAGAUCCAUCAGCAAUGAAGAGGUCAUUGAGCCGCAGAUGAGUGCACCGGUUACAGUUGAUGAACUGCGGGAAAGAAACACUACCUAUCAAUACCCCUGUUUGGUCGCACCAUUGGAUGGACCUGUUAUUGGGUUUACUGGACCGGACGAAAGCGAGAUCCUUGUGUGGGAUAACGAGACUCAUCAAGUGAGCAUACUCAACAAGUAUCUCGAUUGA
Messenger RNA from Lizanozyma spartinae, 2415 nucleotides. RefSeq lists its product as uncharacterized. The record is from RefSeq and is a predicted model, not a curated record. The coding region runs from base 1 to 2415 and encodes 804 amino acids. The transcript has a single exon. NCBI's taxonomy places the organism in Eukaryota, Fungi, Ascomycota, Pichiomycetes, Serinales, Debaryomycetaceae. Gene Ontology annotation, molecular function: calcium-activated cation channel activity. Gene Ontology annotation, cellular component: plasma membrane.